GAACAUAUAGUCGCUGGACCACAGAACGGAACUGAGACCACAGACUACAGUUAACCUUUAACGCAAGGGGAAAACCAGAAGAGAGAACAACAAAAAAACAAACAAGCAAGGAAAACUCCGGGAUUUAGUUUGACAUUUUGGUGUAAAAGGCAACCUCGACUAAAUAUGUUAAGCGGUGCAUAAAAUGCGCGUUCUUAUUAAUUUACAAGACCAUUUACUUGCAAAGUUAUAAUCGCAUUUUGUUUUCUAAGGAAGAUUGAUUUAAUCAGCCGAACCACUUGUUUUGUUCGGAGUCACUCCCAUCCAAUGUUAAAAAUGACAGAGGAACACGAAAAAUCCCUCAACGAGCCUCCUUGCAGCCCGACUGGGACCACAAGCUCGAUGUCGCAAGACGAUUCAGAUUCGGACGCCCCGUCUUCUCCGACGGGGUCCGACGGACACGGUUCUAUGCUCCUGCCUGCGAUGGGGAAAAAAUUGGACAGCGAAGAAGAUGACCGGUUCCCCGCCUGCAUCCGAGAUGCGGUGUCACAGGUCCUGAAGGGAUACGACUGGUCGCUCGUGCCCAUGCCCGUGCGGGGGAACGGAACGCUGAAAAACAAGCCCCACGUGAAAAGACCAAUGAAUGCCUUUAUGGUGUGGGCACAGGCGGCUCGCAGAAAAUUAGCGGACCAAUACCCCCACCUCCACAAUGCCGAGCUGAGCAAGACUUUGGGGAAGCUAUGGCGAUUGCUGUCGGAGAACGAAAAAAGACCAUUUGUGGAGGAAGCCGAGAGGCUGAGGGUCCAACACAAGAAAGAUCACCCGGAUUACAAAUAUCAACCGAGGAGGCGGAAAAGCGUGAAGCCUGGUCAAAGUGAUUCCGACUCUGGAGCCGAGCUCAGUCAUCAAAUGUACAAGGCCGAACCGGGAAUGGGCGGUUUGGCAGUCAUGGGAGACGGGCAUCACCCCCACCAUCACCCGGAACACGCAGGCCAGCCUCACGGCCCGCCAACUCCCCCUACCACGCCUAAAACAGACCUGCACCACAGCGGAAAGCAAGACCUUAAACACGAAGGCAGGCGUUUGCUGGACAGCGGGAGGCAGAACAUCGACUUCAGCAACGUUGACAUCUCGGAGAUCAGCACCGACGUCAUCAGCAACAUGGAAACCUUUGACGUUCACGAGUUUGACCAGUACUUGCCGGUCAACGCUGCCACCGCCUUAUCCUCUGACCACAACCACGGGCAGAAUCCGACGGCGGGCAGCGCGUACAGCUCCUCGUACGGUCACCCAGGCGCUAACGGAGGAGUCUGGAGUCGCAAGAGCGCAGCGUCCUCUUCCUCCUCCCCCGCCGGCGGCGAAACGGGGCCCCAACGGCCGCACAUCAAAACGGAGCAGCUGAGUCCCAGCCAUUACAGCGAGCACUCCCACGGCUCCCCUUCUCAUUCUGACUACGCAUCUUAUAGCGCUCAAACCUGCGUCACCUCGGCCGCCUCAGCCACGGCGGCUGCCUCGUUCUCCAGCUCGCAGUGUGACUAUACAGACCUCCAGAGCUCCAAUUACUAUAGUCCCUACCCCGGGUAUCCGUCAAGCAUUUACCAGUAUCCUUACUUCCAUUCCUCCCGCCGGCCGUACAGCAGUCCCAUACUCAACAGCCUGUCAAUUCCGCCGUCUCACAGUCCUACCAGCUGGGAACAACCGGUAUAUACCACACUGUCCAGACCCUGAGCACCUGCACUGCAUAAAGACUUUCCAUUGAUCGCUAACUAAGUGUUACGGAAAUUUUCUGCACUAACGAAGGAAUAGCCUAGACUUAGAUGGGGGGCGCUGUGCCAUAUGAUAAGGAAAAUAAAUAUAUAUACGCAUGCCUAUAUACAUAAAUAAAAGUGCCUGCUGAUUUUAGCCUUUGUAAAGGUCGAUCAUUUGGUGAAGAAGAUGUGCCAUUGUUUUUCGGCUGUUCUCACUUUACCACGGACAUCUCGGAAGAAAUCGUCAGGCCUGCGAUUGUUAAAGCUGGACUCUUCUGCGAGGGUCAUCUGAACGAAAUCAACACGCAGGCGCGAGCGCUUGUGCAGGCCAGCGCUUCUGCGUUUACUUUUUAACGGAGCUUUUACGUUUUGUGAAAAUUGAAGGCGGUUGAGGUCAGUCGGGUGCGCAACAAGAUACUGAAACCGGUGGUAAACACGCACUCAUAAUUCCUCCUGCACUGGGACCAAUUCAAAUUAUUUCAAAGUCAUUCUCAUGCAGAACAGUGGCAACCAGCACUUGACAUACAGUCUAGGCACGACCAGUCGUUUAAUUUUCAGUCCCACCAAACCAUGCUUUGGUUGUAUUUUUUGGAUGUUUAUUGGUGUUGUUUGAUUUAAAAACUUGCGUAGCUUAUGUAUUUCAUUGCAUUGCCGUUCUUGUUCUUUUAAUUAAUUGCAUAAUCAUAUCGCAUUUCGGAAAGAGGUUCACGAAAUCUACAGUCAUAUUUUCGUAUUAGAGCAUGAAUUACUAAAGUAGUUCUGUGCGCCAUAACCACUUGUUUUUUUUGUUUUUUUACCAAACUCCCCACCAGAGGUCAACGCGUAUCUCCAUUUCAUAUUCUUAAAUAUGUUGAAACCUCACGGAAACCAGCGAAAUGCCCUGAGAUACAGCAGCUGUCAAAUGCACCGCUUAUCCAAUUGCGAUUAGUCACGAUGCCAGGGUUUAAGGAAAUGGGUAACAUAAUGCGCGCGCGCGCACUUGAGUGAUGGGCCAGCUGAAGCUGGCGCUUAAGUGAACCGGAAGACGCACGAGGUGUCCCAAUGUCUGUGCCCCCCUCCGUUUACGUGGAAAGCAGACCCAAGCACCAGCACAGGUGCUUGCUUCUGCGAUCUCAGCUUUCAAGUCCCCUUGUGUAAAUGAGCUAACUUUCGCAGAUGGCAGUUGCGGCACAAAUUCCCACCGAACACGAGGGGAAGAAAAGCGUAACGUUUAAAAGGCGAAUAUUAUGGACAUUGGAAUCGCUUAAUUUUUAUUUUUUAUUUUUUACAAGUUUGUAUGUGUCUGCGUGUCAGUACUGUAUACAUUUAUAUUAGAUAUAUUGUAUGCCGGGCAUAUGAUAACUUUAUAUACAUUUAACACUAACUCGUGCCUUCAAAUGCUUAUUUUUCUAAACUUUCUUUUCUUGUUGAACUCCUUGUUAAAUAAAAAAGAGUUUCAUGAUACAUACGGCCAAUCUCCUCCAAUACACUUUAAAAACUAACGAAAAAAGAAAACGUUCAAACUUGAAAUGUUGAAACUGGUACAAUUCAACCAUUUAAACCAAUUAUAUUUCAAUGGUCGUUUGAACACCUUAAUUAUGUGUAAAGUUUCGGAGUAUAACGCCUCAUAAAAUGUAUAAAUGAAAAUCAUGUUUCUUUUUAUUUGUUUUACCUUUAACAUUGUAUUUUAAACGAAUUGUUUGCAGAAAGGUGUUGUUUUCAAAAUAUUGAUCACAAACACAGUUCAUAUUUUCUGCCGGCCAUUUUCAAGGAAAAAAUAAAAUUUGUAUUGAUGUUGA
Molecule: messenger RNA, 3505 nt
Organism: Anguilla rostrata (American eel)
Lineage: Eukaryota; Metazoa; Chordata; Actinopteri; Anguilliformes; Anguillidae
Product: transcription factor Sox-8-like
Exons: 3
Coding region: 307-1707 (466 amino acids)
Biological process (GO): negative regulation of transcription by RNA polymerase II; morphogenesis of an epithelium; neural crest cell development
Cellular component (GO): nucleus
Molecular function (GO): RNA polymerase II cis-regulatory region sequence-specific DNA binding; DNA-binding transcription factor activity, RNA polymerase II-specific
Source: RefSeq, a predicted model, not a curated record